UAAAAUUAAGCAUGCAUAUGUAAAGACUAAAAUACUGGAAAAAUGUACUCAACAUGGCAUGCUUCAAGGUUUUAUGUUUUUCAUAGCAUGUUGAUGAUACUGGAAAUAUGUUUCGCUAUUCCAUAUUUGAAAACAGUAAAUGAAACUUGUGAUGAUCUCAAUUAUAACAGACAGUAUUGUCAUGUUGAUAAAGUUGAACUAGAUUGUCUUCGUCGAAAAGCAUUAAUGCAGAACAUGACAACAUGUAAUCAAUUUAAACAUGGUGUGAAUCCAAGUGAUGAAAGUUGUAUCUAUGUGGAAGUAUGUAUUUUUGCUGAUGCUGAUUUUGUGUGCAACAAUUCAUACAAAUGUUAUGCGAAUGUCACAGAUCAUAUCACCUGUAACGCAACUGGACUCCGAAGUUAUUCACCAACGUGCAAUAAAAGCCUGAUUCAUUGUUCCACAAACGAAUGCAAUCAUUUAUUCAAUUUGAAUAAACAGUUUCGUGGAAUAUACAAAGAUGACUGUAAAUUUGAAAGUACAGAGACUACUUACUGGAUUGAUCAAACACACUUCGAUAAUUUAUCAACAGGUUAUGGGAGAAUUCAUAUAUUACAUCUGGCUGCUGGUGAUAAAAAUAAUUACUGUGCUCCAGACGAUCAAGAACAGGUGCAUCCUUCACAGUAUAUUUGGAAGUAUAUUGUUCUGAUAAUCGCUGUGUUCAUUGUUCUUGUGAUAGCUGCAUUAGGAGUAUGGAAGUUAAUAUAUCAUAGAGAAGAGGAGCAUAAGAUGUGGGAGGCCAAAAUCCAAAAAUCUAUUUGCAAGAUUAUAACUGAUGUUGAAGGUGCAUUAGAUGUCGACUCUAUAAUCUUCACACCUGAGGAACCAGAGCCUGUUCCACGCGAGGGUGUGUCUCUACCAUGCUCCAGAGAAAAAAUUUCAAAUGUUGCUGGCAAUGGAUUAGACCCAGCUUCUGCUUACGAAUGUAUAUUUCCAGACUCCAAUAGAGACAGCCGUAGAAUUCAUUCACAUGAUAAUCCCAUAUAUUCUGGCGUUUCUGAAUCAGGAAUGUAUGCAAAUUCAAGUAUUUCUUCUCUUUCAGAGUCAGUUUGGUCUAAGGGAGAUGAUGUACUAGCUACAGAUUCUGACACAGCGUCUGGAUAUUCGGGAAAGCUUGCUAGUGAUAUGCCUUUUAGUGGCAGUUCAUCAUUUUCUCCUGUAAGUAAUAUGGAUAUGAUCAAGCUUGAUCCAAUUUCUGAGACAGAAUCAGUAAAAGAUGAACAUGAAGGAUUCAGAGCUUCCGAAAUUUCUAACUUGAUUGAUAGUAUAGGGUCGAAGAAACUGGCACAAGUGAAGAUAAAGAUCCUAUUCAGGAGUUGUUUUUAAAUUCAAAACAGAUGGAUAAUCCAACUUAUUUUGGUUAGGUUUAUGGAUUGCCACUAUUUUAAUUAAACCAAUGACGUCUCAGAUUCGAAGCCACAGGUUUCACUGUGGAUCCUGGACAUAAACUCUGGAGCUAUGUACAUAGUAGUCCAGCUAGAGUGGGAACAAUUAUUUCAUUACUCUUAAAUUUUCAAAUUUAAAAAGGACUGUUUGCUGUAUAGAAUGGCUAGCUUAUCGGUUUGUCCUUUGGGUUGCAGUUUCUUACCUAUUAUAAAAUGUAUAUAUACGAAGCAAUAUUUGUCUUAUAUGGAAUGAUACUACAAAUUGGUAUUGCAUUGUUCUUUAUUCUACUCCGUCUUGCCAUGUAGUUGCACACUAUCUUUGUUACCAUGAUCAUGACUUAUUGUUUAUACCGUUUACAUUAUGCUGUUUUGCCUGUACAUUGCCAUUUUCCUACAUGCUAUUACUUCAAACGGCUUUACCUAUGCAGAGUGAUAUAGACGGUUCAAUUUUGCAUAGCUCUAAACCUUAACUUUUUUGUUUUUGAACUUUCUCUUAAAAAUGAUCGUAAUAUUGUUUGCUGUAGCCUAUAUAUAUAUUAAUAAUAUAUAAAUGGUCCUAAACUGUGA
Molecule: messenger RNA, 1991 nt
Organism: Styela clava
Lineage: Eukaryota; Metazoa; Chordata; Ascidiacea; Stolidobranchia; Styelidae
Source: RefSeq, a predicted model, not a curated record